AGAUAGCACUGUCCAUUUCUCUUUCUCUCUCAGCUAUCAGAGUACCAGUGACACUUCCUCUCCUUUUCUCGCCUGGCGUCAUUUUUGGGCUCUUUUCUUAACACAGUGAAGUUGGGUUUUAGACUUUUAGACUUUCUCACUAUUGUUUUAUUGUGAAAUUAUCACAAAUUUACUACCAUAAAGUAUAUUUUAAUGGAACUUGACUUCACUGGAAUUGCGCUUUUGAUGGUCUAUAAGCUUCAUUUUAGCUGUCUCCUCGGCAAAACUUUUUGCAUUUCACGGAGCACAUAAAAAGCAAUUGAUGUGCUCCUUUUGCAUUCUUCAUCUGCAUAUUGUUCUUUCAAUCUUUUUCUGAUCCGUUUCUCUCUUCAUUAGCUGUUUCAAAUUGAUAGAAAACCAUGAGGGUUUCCUUUUUCCUGCUCUCUCUCCUCGCCCUCUUCAGUCUUUCUCUUCACCUUCAAGUCUUUGCUGCUGCUCCAGCUGGGCCUCUAAUAAAGCACUUGAGUUCUCUGUUCAAAUUGACUAGCAGGACUUCUUCCUCCAAGGUUCCCCAAUCAGAAGGUGGGAAUGUACUUCAAUUUGAAGACGGGUACUUGGUUGAAACUGUGGUCCGAGGAAAUGAACUUGGGGUUGUGCCUUACAAGAUUCGUGUCUCACAGGAUGGUGAACUAGUUGCAGUGGACGCUUCUCGGAACAACAUUGUUAAGAUUACUCCCCCGUUGUCCCAAUAUUGUAGGGCAAGAUUGGUUGCUGGUUCAUUUAAGGGUCAUAAAGGACAUGUUGAUGGGAAACCAAGUGAAGCCCGUUUCAAUAAUCCAAGAGGAGUUGUCAUGGAUGAUAAAGGGAAUGUCUAUGUUGCUGAUACAUCAAAUCUUGCCAUAAGAAAGAUAGGAGAAUCGGGUGUGACAACGAUUGCUGGAGGGAAGUCCCACAGCGCAGGGUAUAGAGAUGGGCCAAGUGAUGAAGCCCAAUUCUCAAAUGACUUUGAUGUGGUUUAUGUCCAGCAAACGUGUUCAUUGUUGAUUGUUGAUAGAGGAAAUGCAGCAAUAAGGCAAAUCUCUCUUUAUCAAGAGGAUUGUGACUACGAGCAAAGUUCCGUCUCAACCAUAGAUAUUUUUAUGGUCAUAGGUGCUGUAGUGAUAGGGUAUGCUGUAUGCAUGCUUCAGCAGGGAUUUGGCUCUACAAUUUUCUCGACUCUGGGAAAUGCAGUAGGCAGGGAAGACAAAAAACUGAUCAGGAGGGAGAAGGUGUCUCCUGUUGUUGAAAUGGGAAAGGGAGACAAUGAAGUAGUGGCUGGAUGGCCAUCUUUUGGGCAGCUCAUUUGGGAUUUGGCCAAUCUCUCACUUGAAGCCGUGUCUUUCAUUUUCACCCUUCUUAAUCCACUGCAAUUCAGGAGCACUAGAGUCGGCAGUGGCCUCACUCCACUUAAAGAUUCUCUCAUCAUGCCAGAAGACGAAGAAGUAGAAGAUAAUCAGGAACGGAGAGUUUCUGCCCCAGUUUCUGAGAUCACCACUAGGCCGGUUCACCCUCAAAGUGUGGUCAACAGUAAUAAUCUGUAUAAAGAGGUUAAGACCCACAAACAUAGAUCUUCUAGUUCGAUAGAGUCACCACAGUCAACCAGGCUGCACCGAUCUACCAGGCACCAUGACUACCAAGCAUACUAUGCAUCAUCAACAAGCACUGAGGAUGCUCAGCCUUCCUAUCAGCCUGAAAUGAGGUCUAAAAGUCAGGGGGAUAAGGUAAAACAUCGCCGUCCAGAGAAAAGUGCACGCACUGGGAUGGAUCCCAAGUAUACUGGAACAAAGGGCCUAAACCCUGCUUUGGUUGAAACUGCCAGGUCUGAGCAAUACUAUAUCAGGAACAACAACCCACCCAGAUAUCAGUAGAGUACAAACCCUCCAUUUGCAUUCCCUAUACAAAGUUGUGAGCAUUCUAAUGCCAGAACAAGUAUAGUGGUGAAUCUCCUACUAACUUUGCUGUGUAACGAAGGACAAAUAUAUCAUAUGGCUCAGAAGUACCAAUUACCCGACUUGGCAUCUUCAUUUUCACAUAUCGUUUGUAGCUCCUAGAUGUGUGUUUUUUGUUUUGUUUAUUUAUUCAAAUCGUCUUACAUACUCCUUUUCCUUUAAAAUUAUUUCACACAGAAAGGCUUGACCAAAUAAUUCAAGAAUGAUUUGUCAAACACCCAUCCAAACAAACAAUCAUCAAAUUGAAUUGAAACCAGAUAGAGUAUACUUGUAAACACAUGUUCUGUCCUGGUUGCUGCCUGCUCAGUCGCUACUAUAUGAUUCUCUUCUAGCCUUUUUGCCUGGCUAAUGAAUACUCUAAUGUGUUUGAGUUUUC
Cuscuta epithymum is the source of this 2343-nucleotide messenger RNA. Lineage: Eukaryota; Viridiplantae; Streptophyta; Magnoliopsida; Solanales; Convolvulaceae. The record is from the annotation of a GenBank genome assembly.